Enterobius vermicularis (human pinworm) is the source of this 987-nucleotide messenger RNA. Lineage: Eukaryota; Metazoa; Nematoda; Chromadorea; Rhabditida; Oxyuridae. The record is from the annotation of a GenBank genome assembly.
AUGAGCUACGAUGACACUCAGAAACAGAGUAAUACUCGAGAAAAACCUUUGCUUAUGUGUAUUAAAGGUGAAUGGUAUGAUAUAGCAUUGUUUGCCAAAAAGCAUCCGGGUGGAGUGAAGGUAUUAAGAGAAUUGGCUGGCGAAGAAGUAGACGAUUAUAUGGAUGGGACAAAAAGAAUUCGAAUAAGUGAAAGAGAAGUUAGGCAUCCACAUUCUGAAGCCGCUUAUAAGAUGCUAGAGCCAUACGCACUGAAGAAAUGCCCGACGAAUUCUGAUGAAUUACUGCAUGGUCCAAUACUUGAGAAAGUUGGCUCGUUAGGUGAACAUUAUUGGACUUGGAUUCAUCAGCCAUUCGAUGAUGUUCUACGACUGUUUAAGUCGGACUUCUUGGAGAGUUUGACACGUACCAAAUGGUGGGUAAUUCCAUUGGUAUGGAUGCCUAUUGUACUCUUUUAUACUUAUGAAGCAUUUGGCCUAGUCUUUGCCCAAUAUGGCAAAUUUUAUGGAUUGAUGGUAUGGGCUUCACUGUUCUCGCUAGGACUACUGGCAUGGACUCUUCUGGAGUAUAUAUUACAUAGGUUUGCGUUCCACUGGCAGCCAAACCCAAAAUCAAGUAGACAAAUUGUUUUCCAUUUUUUACUGCACGGGUUACAUCAUAAGACUCCGAUGGAUGGUGAUCGGUUAGUUUUUCCGCCCGUGCCUGCAAUACCGAUUGUAGCGUUUUUCUAUUGCUUGUACCUUUCCACUCUUCCAUACACAGUGUUCUGCUGUUUUGCCGCUGGAAAAUUAUGUGGCUAUAUUAUAUACGAUUUGUCUCACUAUUAUCUUCAUCACGGUCAUCCGGGACCAUCGGUGCCAUUUGGGUUUCAUUACAGAAAAUCUUAUCAUGAUAAUCACCAUUACAAAGAUUAUGAUGUUGGAUUUGGUAUAUCAACUGUUCUUUGGGACGCUGUUUUUGAUACUUACGGUACCGGACCUGCAGAAUGA